Messenger RNA from Nymphalis io (European peacock), 1151 nucleotides. RefSeq lists its product as uncharacterized. NCBI's taxonomy places the organism in Eukaryota, Metazoa, Arthropoda, Insecta, Lepidoptera, Nymphalidae. The record is from RefSeq and is a predicted model, not a curated record. The coding region runs from base 83 to 844 and encodes 253 amino acids. The transcript is spliced from 2 exons.
CUUACCAACAAUAGCUCGACAGCAUUAUACCGCACAGCACCCUUCGACAUACAAAGGCAAUUCAAGUGUAAAUCAGUGAAAAAUGAAGAUCCUUUGCGUGUUCUUCGUCUUUGCAAGUGCUUUGUUGGAAGCGAAAGGAUAUCCCUAUCCCUAUUACGGAAAUGUGGACUCAAUUUCAUACGGCUCCGUCGAUAGCUCCCGUGGAGGUAUGGCGUUGAGUCGCUACUACAACCCGUAUUACAAUCCAAGGGCUGUUGGAGCCGGUAUGGCCGCUUUUAUGUUCAAGCCUGAGGAACAAUACCAACCACAAACCAGUCAAUACUAUUUACCAGACAGGAGGCGUCAAACACAACCAGAGUUCAAUUAUCCCCCACAGCAGAAUGAAGUCUACUACCCACAAGUGCCUGAACAAUCUGAACCCUUGCCUGAACAGCCCGCUGUAAUAUCCGAGCUACCGGUUAUCACCGAAGCUUCAGAAAUCGCCGAACCAACCGAAAAAACAGAACAAAUUACAACGACGCUAAAAUCUGUGAUCACCCCUGAAUUGACGGAACCUGAAACAGAAGAGGUACCUAAAGCGUUGCCUUCUCCGAAAAAACGUGUCACUAAAAGGAAACAGGUCAAACGGCCAGUAGAUGAAGACGAAGAAGAUGGUGAAGAAUAUCUCCCUAGGAUGCCAACAGGAGCUUAUUUCCCAAUGUUCUUCGGCUACGGUGGGAGGUCAGGUAGUGGUACCCCUGGUGGUCCAACUGCUAUCGCUAAUGCUUUUAGCACAGGACGAGGAGGUGUAGCUACCAGCCAUGCAACGGCAUACGGGCCCCCAAAACAAGACAGUAAAUUUUAAAAAACCUGUUAUAAUGCAAACUUACAGGAUUCUAAAAGCUUAUUCAUUCGAUUUGUAGCGCCAUCUAGCGUAUAUACGUAUUACUCGCGCAUUAGUGGUUUGCAUCUAAAGACAAAUUAAUUUUAUUGUCGUUCAUAAGUUAAACUUAGUGAUAAUAGAUGGCGUAAUACUCAAUUAAUAAAAGUCAUAAAAAUGUUUUAAAUAAAUAAUAUAUUAGUUGUUAAACAACGUUUCGUGACUAACGAAAAAAUUCAACAUCUUUAAUUCUCAAUUUUUGUUAUAAACAAUAAAUUGAAUUUUUAAGUCA